This is a messenger RNA of Aspergillus alliaceus, 810 nucleotides long. RefSeq lists its product as uncharacterized. Lineage: Eukaryota; Fungi; Ascomycota; Eurotiomycetes; Eurotiales; Aspergillaceae. Bases 1 to 810 code for a protein of 269 amino acids. The record is from RefSeq and is a predicted model, not a curated record. The transcript is spliced from 4 exons.
AUGUCAGUAACUAUUAACUCCAAUGUGGUUGGACUUGACGGUAUGAUACCCAGAAUCAUAGACCGUGAACGCGAAGAUGAGGAUGUGGAGAGACUCGUUCCUUGGGUUUUUCAACAUUCGGAUAUUGUAGACGAGGAUCGCAUACUUUGUGGGCCUAAAGAAGACUGCAAAUUCGGUUCAGUCUUCUAUUACUUACUUUCCUACCGAUGCAAUCUACAAGGAAACGCCUUUGAUGAUACAGGGAUCUCAAAUGUCUUUGUACCCAGCGAAACAAUCACCUUGCCCAGAAAGAGUUGGCACAUACCUGGAAGAGAACCAUCUAAAUAUCUUAUACAUGACCAGUGCACAAUAUCUAAAAUGCUAAUAGAGACUAUCUAUGUCAAUCUUAGUAAUGUCAAAGAGCAGGAUCCCAAAGUUGAGUUUACUACACAUGGACAUGAAUUGAGAUAUACGAUUGGUGGGCAAACUUGGAAUGGACUUUUAAGAGAAACUUUCAGUACAAUGUUGGGACAGCUUACUAAAAAUCUUAGUAUCCUGGAUACAGGUUUCCAAGAUCAAGAAGUUUUUAUAGUUGGUUUCCACGGUCCUUAUCUCCACAUAGCUCGUGGGUUCUUUGCAAAAGAUCUUAUCUCCAGAGUAUAUGCACAGGGACAUUUCGAUCAAGAGCCUGUUAGUCUACAAUUUACUCGGAGCUAUAACUUAUUCCUCAAAGAAGAUUGGCUUGAAGUAACACGUGUACUGACCAGGUUGCUUCGAUAUCUGCUCAGCGGAAAGUCAAAAGUGGGGGUUGUACAAAAACAUGUGAAGUAA